AUUUAGUGUUGGUUAGGUCAACAAGACAUGUUCAUUUUUGGCUAAUCUAAGAUCACACUUUUUGGUUACUCUUCUCAAUGAUUAACCUUAAUGUUUAUAUUAUCUUAUUGUCACUUAGUAAUCUCAUUAUCUUGAUGAAAGUGAUUAACUGACUGAUCAAUUUGAUUGGUGUCAAACAAUUUAAAUUGUUUGAAAUUCACAAGCUUCACCAGAGUGAAUUAAAUCUUCACUCUUUUUAGUUUAUUCUUCUUUCCACCUUUUCAUCUUCCUCCUUUUUCCUCCUCAUCAUCAUCAUCAUCUCUCUCUCUUCAUUUAGGCUUCUUUGUUUUCCUUCAUCUUCUCCAUCUUUCCCAUCAUCUAACUGUUACUCUCUGUAUCUCUUUACCUUUAAAAUUCAAUUGUUCAUCUUUUUCAAUUCUUAAAGUGACUAAAAAUUGUUAUCAAUACAUUUUCCUCUUCUCAUCAUCUAUGCAUCCAUCGAACUGUGCUAACAAUAUAAUCACCAUUAAUUGUCAUCAUCAGAACAUCACAUUCAACAAUCUCCUCAUCAUCAGUCGAACAUCAAGUUAACAUUAUAUUUAUACUUUAAAUCAUUUGGAUUCCCUUUAAUUACAAUUAGAAAUGGUUUCGCUGGUGAGAAAACAUUUAAACCUUUCAUUCAUUGUCACAUGUUUCCUUACAGUAAUCAUAGGAAAAGUGUUCGCACUGAAAUGUUACAUUUGCGAGAGCUACGGUUCCGAACCAUGUCCACUGGAAGAUCUGAAAACGUGUCCAAAUAAUCAGGCCUACGAUGUUUGCUUGGUGCGGAUGCAGAAAUCAGGAGAUAAACCGAUGAAGGUAAUUAGGGGAUGUGCUCUUGGCCCAUGUAACUUUCGUGAACCUGCUUUCGAUAAUAUUUUCAAUCUUCGAAAACAAUGUGAUAUGUCAAAGGACUUUUACGAUUGUGUUUAUUGUUGCAAAGACGAUGGUUGCAAUAAAGACCACAGUUCGUCACUGGUACCGACCUUUGUUAUCGUCGUUGGUUCUCUGUUAAUUACCCAGUUAAUUAAUCACUAAUCACCUCUCAACCUUUAUUAUCCAUUUUAAAGCACAAAUUCAAUCAUACUGAUGAUAGUUUACUUUAAUCCAGUUGAUACAAAUGCAAUUGUUUUCUCUGCCUCUUUGCUUUAAUUUAAGUUUUUUCUUCAACAACAUCAGGUAUUGAUUUAAUUGCGAUCAAUAUAUUAAUAAUUAUAACUGUAAACUAAUCAUAUGGUAAUUCACUGACAUGAUCUUCCUCUUCAUUCAUUAUCAUCUUCAUCACUUAACUCAUUCAGUCACUUUAAACUUGUAAAAUGUCACAAAAUUAAUAAAUCACCGGAUUAACAAUCUUAA
Molecule: messenger RNA, 1374 nt
Organism: Panonychus citri (citrus red mite)
Lineage: Eukaryota; Metazoa; Arthropoda; Arachnida; Trombidiformes; Tetranychidae
Exons: 3
Coding region: 622-1056 (144 amino acids)
Source: RefSeq, a predicted model, not a curated record